Messenger RNA from Musca domestica (house fly), 700 nucleotides. RefSeq lists its product as uncharacterized. The transcript has 2 exons. NCBI's taxonomy places the organism in Eukaryota, Metazoa, Arthropoda, Insecta, Diptera, Muscidae. The record is from RefSeq and is a predicted model, not a curated record. The coding region runs from base 39 to 692 and encodes 217 amino acids.
UUAUAGAACAGAAAACAUCCAAAGAAAAUUCAGACAAAAUGCGUGCCUUCAUUGUUUUAUGCAUAGUUGCCGUGGCUUCUGCCGAUACAUUGGGCUACAACUACCAACCAGUUGGUCACUCCAGCAGUGGAUUGUCUUUUGCCCCAGGUGCUGUUGGUGGCGCUAGCCCCGCCUAUAAUGCUCCUUCCUACUCUGCUCCUGCUGCUGAAUUGGAAAAGGAAUUCUACACAUUCUCCGCACCUGAAGGUGAAUUCAGUGAUCCCAAUGCUGCUCAACGUGUUGCCGGUAGCUUGAAACAAGGUCUUCGUGUUAUCUUCAUCAAGGGACCCGAAAACAGCGGUUUGGAAGAUGCUGCCUUGGCUUUGGCCAAACAAGCUGCCCAACAACAAACGGCCAUCUAUGUCCUCAACAAGCAGGCUGAUCUCGGUGAUUUGGCCAACAAACUUAACAAUCUCGGCGCCAACAACAACCAAAAACCCGAAGUUCACUUUGUCAAAUACCGUACCCCUGAAGAUGCUGCCAAUGCCCAACGUGCCAUCCAAAGCCAAUACGAUUCAUUGGGCGGUCGUUCUCUCAAUGUCAAUGGUGGCGUUGCUCCAGUUCUUAACUUUGCUUCUCAACCAGCUGUACAUACUGCCCCAGCUCAUGUGCCACAAAACGCAUACUUGCCAUCAUCGGUUUUCCGUCACUAAAAAUCUUA